This is a messenger RNA of Amoebophrya sp. A25, 4790 nucleotides long. The record is from the annotation of a GenBank genome assembly. Lineage: Eukaryota; Dinophyceae; Syndiniales; Amoebophryaceae.
GACUGAGAUGAUAACAGAAAGAGAGAUCAUGUUCUUCUGCAACAACGAGUAGUUAUAAUUUGAGACCAGUGCUGGGUGCUACGACAACUGGCGCAGAUGGAGGUGUCGCAAACAUGUUUUUCUCCAGGUCCGUCGCUGAAAAUUAAGAUUCUUUUAAGUAUAAUCCAUUGGAUGUAGCUUUUCAUAAUACGUGAGUGACAUCUUCAACUUCAUACUUCAUCAAGUCACAAGAACUCUGAUACGUCUUGACGACACCUUUUUUUAUGUCUGAGACGCACUUCAGGUCCUCACAACCUUCGACACCUCCCAUCGACACCUCUUCUAAUGUCUGAAGAAGAUCAUCUCCGAUCCCGCAUCCUCAAGCGACACAUCAAAGUUUGUAGAGCUCAUAGCCGACUACGUGCAUGUUAUUGCGCUGCCCGCUGGACGCAUUGUCGAUUAUGCUGCACUUGUCAAGUCAAAAGCAAAACAGGGACCAGAUGAUGUGGUACACACGGCGGACGAAGAGAAGGAAGCUUCCUUAUGCUGGGUCACUAACUACGUUAUCUAAUAUAGUGCUUGAUAUCGCUGUGCAGAUGUUGAUUUUAGAUGAAGGUGAUGAAGAAGAUCCUUCACGACAUGCUUCGAAGGAAGAAGAUUUCUCCUUGUGACUUGCCUCUUUGACUCACCUAACUUUCCUCGCCACCCAGACGGCGGACCAGCAACAAGCCAUGGGGUCGCUCUUGGCUGGGUUGUCGUUGUUCCUAUCGAAGGAGAACAGGUUAUUCCGAGUUGGCACUUCUGCAAGGAUUUUUUCAAUCCUGACGCGAUCCCAGUACUUGGUGGCGUUGUCGUGGCCGAACGAGACUUAUGAUAGAUGGAAGAUGAUCCUGCUAAUGGUCUAGUACGACAGAUACAGAAAGAUUUUGUGAGAGUACUACAGACAUGCAUUUGUCGUCUGCUGAAUAUGGAAGCCGAGUCGUGCGUAGUUUCUAUUCUACCCACAAGAAAUGUAGCAUGUGCUUGACCAGACUCCUUCUAAAGCCAAAGCCAACAAGUAAUGCAGAUCUCCCCUCGGCUGCGUUUCUUUGUCGAGCUCUGUCUCCUUCGCACACCUGAUCUGUUGGCUGUAGAGUUUUUGAGGAAAGUGAUCGCAGAAUCGAAUGCGAGUGCGGAGAAAGAAGCUGUUUCAUACACUGCGCAAUCCUACGCGGCUCCAAAUGUAGCUACUUCUGGAAAAGGCUCUUCUGGAGCAGGCAGUGACACUAAGCGAGACUACUUUUAAGGUUUGAAAGGCUUUUGAUGAAAUUUGGUGCAUUCCUAUUUUUUAGAAUGGUUCGUCCUCAGUUUCCAUACCACCCUUCAGCCUUAGCCUGACUCUGAGACAGAUGUCGAAUGCAGAACGCCAUGGGAGAUAAAUUGUGAACGAAUAAAUAUAUAAGUAAACUUUUCUAAUCCUAAAAGCCCCUUUUCGAGCACAAGAUUAGCAGCACCAUAAGACAAGACCUCGACGGCCUCGCGUCAGUGCUUGCGCCAGGAUACGGGGAAAUAUCAUGGUUUUCUCGCGGUUUUCAGGAUUCGGAGGACACAUUAACUCUUAAAGCUGAAGUAGAACAAGUCAACAAAAGAUCCCAAGAAUCUGCAGACGGUGCUGGUUCGACAGGCGUUGGAGUACCAGAGAGUGGGAUGAAGGGGGGCGGGGAAAUUACGGCUAGAGCAGAUGGAAGAAGAAACUAGCUCAGCGCAAUCAGCAUUUCGCAGUUAUUUCUAAAGAAAAAACUAGAACUACUUACAUGAUAGUACUUUCGUUGUCUCGCAUAUCCUUAAGUUAGCGCCUAUCCGCAGUACAUGACAGUACUUUCAUCUAAGACUAAUCCCAAGCCAUCACGACUGUUUGGAUUCGUCACGCGAGCCCUAUUAGACCCAGAAUUGAGCAAGAAGCUAGCCGACGCAUCUGCUUCCCUAUUGCACCUGGAUUCACCUGCUACGGGCGACAAGAAAGAUGAAGAACACGAGCCGACUUUGGAAACUCACGGUGGUUAAGGUUAUCGUUUCCCCAAUAUAUAAUAGAUUAGAAGUAGUACCAACAAGUUUAGAUUAGGUCCAGCGACGCUUAAAGCACUAGAGUAAAACAACCGGUUAGUUUUCACCUCUAUCCUUAGGCUUAUCCCUUCAAACAACAUCAUAUGGAUCAGUUUUCUAAAAUACACAGCACGUUCUAAUACAACAACAUCCCUCCAGCACCACUUGUAUCCGUCUUUCGAUGGAGGCAGAAAAGCAUUGUAAGUUCUAUCUCUCGAGGAUCCUCCGAAGACCAUACGAAAUCGGGUCCGUGGGUAGUGAUGCUCCAUUGUCCCAGAACCCAUCUAGUACUGUUGGCUGACGAUGUUGUAUCUGAUGGAUCAGCGGCAGGGGAAUAUGUUACGCGCUACUUGUUGUCGCUAGACUUCCCGUUUCCGAUUGUGCACUGGUGUGAUAGUCUGUGAAAAAGAAUUCGAGUAGUUGCAAUUUUGAAAAGGAUAAAGCAGGUCGAUGUGACUGGCACAUGGACAAUUAGAGAAAAAUGCUAAAGGAGCUUUUACGAUUCAGGCGAAUCCUGGUCAACGCAGAUGAUAUCUAGUACUGUGAGUGGACUAAUAAAUUCAUCCACCGACGACUCUCGUCCUCCCCUCUGCAUCUCUAACAGAGACGCAAAGAGCAAUCCUGAUAAAAUUACUUUCGCAACUACGUCUGUCACGGGUGCUGGUGGAGAGGUUGCGCAUUUGGAGGUGGUGAAAGCCAUGUUGCCGAUUGUUCCUGAGAAUUGUUGGUUGAGUCGUUCACUGUCUCUUUAUGGUUUCUAUUACGUACUAUGCGAUGUUUGCUGCAUUCUUGUGGAAUGACUUAGGUGUACAUGCAUCGUUUUCAAGCACUCAGUUCUUCGCCUAAUAAGCUCAUUUUGAUUUUUUGCGUCGUCGCUCGGGGUAGGGCCUGAUGCAUAGAUGAGCAAAUACGGUUUGACUGAUGUUGAUGUGAUUUUUUGCAAUUCAUGUAAUAUCUUUCUAAUAUCGAUUCCAACGUCUAUGUGGAUUUGGGGUCGACGGAUGUGACGAGGACACUGUCGUCAAGAGGGAUUGCCUUGAUCGUGACGUUGUUGGCGUGAAGGACAAAAAUCGUGGUCAAGAGGAGGCCACUUCAACACAUGCUGAAAAGACCGCGUCUGCAUCUCCUCUAGUGGAUUAUAAUCGUGGUCAACAGGAGGCCACUUCAACAUAUGCUGAAAAGACCGCGUCUGCAUCUCCUAUAGUGGAUCCUAUAGUGGAUUAUCCUUCUAGUAGAAAAACGGACGACGAAACCUCUACAAUAUUGAAGGCUGAGAAUGAAGACCUGCCAGUGCCAGACAAUGAGGAUACAACUAAGAAGACCUCUAGGUCUAGAAGAGUUCAGCAGCCCCAUGGUCGAGACGAGAGCGACGACAAGGAAAACGAUCCAAAUAGAAAUACAGCUAGUACAAUCGGAGGAUCUGCUUACAAUGCGAAGAAUGGUGUGGAGCAUGCAACUGCUGGACCUGCUACUCGUGGGAAAUCGACUACGGAUAAAAAGAUCUCUGAACUGGUGAGUGGUGGCGAUGCUUUAGACCAAAUGCUUGCUGAUCUUGGUUCAUCUUCGACAUACCGUAUUAAUUUUCCAAGUAAAACUACGAGGAAAGUAGAUCUUCAACAACAGGUCCGGGAUCCUCAGGGGCAGGCGUUUUCUAGAGGAAUUUACGGCCAGAAACCUGACGCUCGUCCCAAAGCCGAUAACGCAGUGUCUUCCGCGACACUAAAGAAGCAUUCACUAGUUGUAUCUUCAGCUCCAGAGGUCAAGCAAACAGCAAUGUCGUCAGCUCCUCCGCCAACAGAUGACACAGUAUCUUCGGCUUCCGCGAGAGUCAAUCUCAAUAACUUCCAGGCGCAGCCCCCCUCUUCAACGCCGAUAAUGAACCCGAACCCUUCUCCAGUUUUAAAUGCAAAAGGUCCACGUCCACCUUCUCCAGUUUUGAAGGCCAAAUUCGAAUUUCCACCUUCUUUCAGUAAUCAUCUCUCGAAUUUUCAGCCUCAGACAGCAGCAUCAUUAGUAUCGAUUCGCGCAAGACCUGGGGACAAUUUUCCGAGACGGCUUGUUGACGCGUCUACAGACCAACAACGUGGUCGAUCCCCAUUGCCGAAAUUACCGGUAAACAUGGGGACAAAACCAGAUAAAAACCAAGAUGCACCUUCUUGGAUUCCACAAAGCAGGCAAACGGGGGAAGGCAGUCGUGAUAAACAUUAUGUCGGAGUUGUUAAAUUUUUUUGAUAAAUUACAAACAAACGCAAAUAAGUAAAGAAAGACCAUACUAACGUUUGAAAUGACUCAUUCCUUCGCCGGAAAUUAUGUUGUUUGUGAUCCUUGUUUUCAGGAUUUCGUUUUCAUCUCGAUCUCUAACAAGUAGAGAAUGUACAACUCGACGAGGAAACGAGCGCCUUCGGACCUUCAAGCCAGCCGCUAGUGCCGCGACCGCCCAGUCAUCCGCGAUCCCUCAGUAGUGGACCUGUCCGCAGACCACGACGCUUUGUCGUGCAAUGACUUCAAGGGUUUGGGUUUACUUUCAUCCUCAACUAGUAUUCAUCGUAUCAAUGUCAAAUCACACAAAAGAACCUCCGAAUACGUAAUCAUUUUUCACCGUAUCACUCGAGCACAAAAGAACCUGAUUAAGUAAUCAACGGAACAUCUGCGUGACUCAACAAAAGAACCUCCGCAUCAAGUAUUAUAGCAAAGGUAUCACUACUUGCACUUGUCCAGCACUCAUGCUU